Closterium sp. NIES-65 is the source of this 738-nucleotide messenger RNA. Lineage: Eukaryota; Viridiplantae; Streptophyta; Zygnematophyceae; Desmidiales; Closteriaceae. The record is from the annotation of a GenBank genome assembly.
AUGGUCAGCAUGGGGUCUCUCCCCGCGCGAGUGGGGGGAGGUGCAGUCGGCGCUUCGCGCGGAUACGCCGUCGGCCAGCCUGGAGAUCCUGCUGGCGACCAUUACCGCCACGACCUCCGCCAUUCCGCCGGCCUUGCCGGCCGCCAGAACCUGCCGAGUGAGGACGCGGGGGGGACUGCUCGCGACGCCCCGAAUCCCAGCGACGUCCAGGCGACCCCCUCCCCCUCGUCGCUGGAGAUCACCGCGGAGACCGUUGCGCGGGGGAUCGCGCUCGGGGUGAGCGCUGGCCUGCCCGACCACGAGGAGACGGGUGGCGAGGAGAACGAGGACGCCCAGGGGAUCGCCGAUCGCCCCCACCCCGCGGAUGAGCCUUGCGAUGCUCAGGAGAUGGGCGCCGAGGGGAGGGCUGCCGCGGAGGCUGACGCAGAGGCGAGCGCCCGCGCUCCUGCCGCGGCUGACCGUCCGAGCGGUUCGACGCAACACGCGCAGGGGCUCACGAAUACUCCGGCGAGCCGACGCCAGCGCGCCGACAGAACGAGGACGAGGUGGACGUGGCGCCGCAGGCAGGGCGCGUGGGAGCCGCGGAAGGGAGAGGAACGCGGGGUAUCCGCGUGGGACGCGGCAGAAGCCGCCGCGGACGACGAGGGAAUGGGAGGGGACGAAGAGGUGGAGGAGCGCGCGGCACAAAUCGGCGCCGCACCGGCGCAAGCGAUUAUGCGAGAACUGCUGAAAGGCUAA